Molecule: messenger RNA, 2040 nt
Organism: Pygocentrus nattereri (red-bellied piranha)
Lineage: Eukaryota; Metazoa; Chordata; Actinopteri; Characiformes; Serrasalmidae
Gene: spdya
Product: speedy/RINGO cell cycle regulator family member A
Exons: 7
Coding region: 379-1311 (310 amino acids)
Biological process (GO): positive regulation of cyclin-dependent protein serine/threonine kinase activity
Molecular function (GO): protein kinase binding
Source: RefSeq, a predicted model, not a curated record
UUUGGAAGCAAUCUGGCAACCGCGCGUGUCGCCGCUCCCGCUCCAGCAGUUACAGUUCUCACACGGAGAUUAUAUUAUAAUCCAUAUAAUUCCACAUUCACGAGCCUGAUUCUUAUGUUUAGCAAAUAGCUGCUGCAUAUAGGCCUUCAGUAGAACCUACUGCGUUCGGCAUUUCACCGUAAUUGACGCCGUUCAUGUUAUUUUCCUCCACAAGUCCGUCAGUCUGGCGUUUAGCGUUAAGCUACCGAACUUAGCCAGCUAGCAUCAAAAUCAAACCAAGCUUGUCCUGAAGUCCCGCCGAAAAAAAGUCCAUAUAAUCUAUUUUAGCUUCUGCAUCAAACUGAGUCUACGUAAACACUUCCCGGAGGGCUUGGCUAAAUGAUGAUGAGACACAGCUGGGCUAAGACGCCUCCCUCCGUCACGCUGAGGAUCAGGCCCUCGGUGGCUCUCAACCUGCAGCUCCGGAGAGGUCUCCGCAUGAAGAGGCCGAAGCUCCAGGAGGCUCGUGGCCCACCGGGCAAAAUCCAGCACCAGCAAAAGCACGGUAGAAAAUGCGACGAAAUGCCGCGGCCGUGUGACCAACCGUGGGGCCCAACUCUGGUCAUACAGCGCCAAGAGAUGGCUGCCUUUUUCAGAUUGUUUGAUGAUGACCUCAUACAAGAUUUUCUGUGGAUGGACUGCUGUUGCAAACUUACGGACAAGUAUUUGCUUGCCAUGACCUUUAUCUACUUCAAGAGAGCACGCUUCAGUAUCAGUGAACACAGCAGGAUGAACUUCUUCAUUGCUUUAUACCUGGCAAAUACCAUGGAGGAGGAUGAGGAAGAGACAAAGUAUGAGAUCUUUCCCUGGGCGCUGGGAAAGGGUUGGAGGAAGCUCUUCCCACGCUUCCUGAAGCAGAGGGAUAAGCUGUGGGCACGAAUUGAGUACCGUGCUGCUGUCAGCCGUCGCUGCUGUGAGGAGGUGAUGGCCAUCGUUCCAUCUCACUUCAUUUGGCAGCGUGAGCGUGCGGAGCACCACAGUGGAGCCCAGCGGCUGUACCGGGAUCGGGAAGAGGUGCACAUGCCUCGAGGCCCAACCGCCUCCCCUGAACCCUGCUCUCUCUGUGCCAGAACCUCUGUCCUUUCCCCUCCAUCCUCUUCCCCUUCCUCUUUCCCUUUGCCCCUUGCACUGAACCUCAACUUGGAAGCCACACCACACUCCAAGCACCAGGCUUUCCACCAGCCAAGCAAGAAGCCUGCCUGCGCCUGCGGGAGUGAUCUGGACAGCGAAGCUGGCCAUGACUAUUCCAUGGACUGGAUCAAUGAGGAAUAGAUUCCAACCACAAAUGGAUAACCAGUUGAGCAUUACCUGUUAACUAUACAACUGGCAUCAUCUACACGUGUCUAAAUGGCGAGGAUUUGGGUCAGUCACUGAAAUAAAGAAUUAGGGGUGGGCAUUAACAGACUAACAGAACUAAAAUAGGCUUGACAUGGAGACAGGCUGGAUAUAGCAAGGAAUAGUCCCUAAUAAGCAAUAGUACUUUUGCCACCCAUCUAUAUUAAUGAUGUAAUUUCACAUCCUGUACAAAAAAGUUCCAUAUUUUAGGGCUUAAUCAUCAGAGCCUUAUGGAAAAAAACGUUUUUCUUCCAGAAUAUAUUGCUAUGCAUAGGCUUUAUUUAUUGUGCACUAUGUAUCCUGUAUCACUAUAGCAUUUAUUUAUUAUUUAUUUAUUUAUAAAGUAUAUGUAGUACUCCUCUAUAUACCACAAGAAUGUUCACAUUUUGCACCUGUAUUAUUUAGUAAAACUGUCUCUGACAUUGGACGUGUUAAUAUUUAACAGAUUUCCUAUGCAUACAUGAAACUGCUUAAAAGGCUGUGAUGGCACUUGUCAAAUAAAAACAUGCAGCACAUACAAAUAGUAAAUUCUGUAAAAUCUGUCACAGAUUUUCUGAUUGAAUCAGCUUUUCUUCAUGUACUGUUUUGAAAGUCAAAUGAAUAUGCUGGUUAUAUAGUUUUAUUACCAAAAAAGAGGACAAAUAAAACAGUUUGUACACACAGGUA